This is a messenger RNA of Poeciliopsis prolifica (blackstripe livebearer), 1952 nucleotides long. RefSeq names its product chemokine (C-X-C motif) receptor 2 (gene cxcr2). Gene Ontology annotation, cellular component: membrane. Gene Ontology annotation, molecular function: C-X-C chemokine receptor activity. Gene Ontology annotation, biological process: immune response; G protein-coupled receptor signaling pathway; neutrophil chemotaxis. The record is from RefSeq and is a predicted model, not a curated record. Bases 73 to 1206 code for a protein of 377 amino acids. Lineage: Eukaryota; Metazoa; Chordata; Actinopteri; Cyprinodontiformes; Poeciliidae. The transcript is spliced from 2 exons.
AAGGAAAGACUGCACCUCUUUACGUCUGCAGCUUUAUUAUUAUUUUCACCUGUGCACAAUAAGUCAGGAGCGAUGAAGCUACUCGCUUUUUUAAUGUGCAUCAUAAAUUAUCCUCUGCUUACAAAUCAAGAGGAGAACACAUCGGAAGUGGAACAAGGUUCAUGGUUUUUUCCUGAUAACAACACUUAUGUCUAUCCUGACUACUAUGACAAUGUCUCCCCCUGCGAAAUACACGUGCCUGGAUUUAACACCCUCGCCCUUCUGGUCAUCUACAUCAUCGUGUUCGUGUUCAGCGUGUUGGGCAACAGCGUGGUGGUCUUCGUGGUCUGCUCUAUGAGUAAAGGCAGAGCCAGCACAGAUAUCUACUUGAUGCACCUUGCCCUGGCUGACCUCCUCUUCUGUUUCACUCUCCCCUUCUGGGCCGUCGAGUCUCACUACGGUUGGAUCUUCGGUACCCUCCCCUGCAAGUUCAUUUCCAGCUUCCAGGAGGCGUCAGUGUACAGCAGCAUCUUCCUGCUGGUGUGCAUCAGUGUGGACCGCUACUUUGCCAUCGUAAGAGCGAAGCGAGUGUUGUCCUCCCGCCACCUGCUGGUGAAGGUGAUCUGCGCCGUUGUGUGGCUGAUGUCCGGGUUGCUGUCUGUACCCGUGGCAGUUCAAAGGGAGGAAAUCCUUCAUUCUGAACUGAACCAGUUCAUUUGCUAUGAGAACCUAACCGGGGAGAGUAGAGACCAGUGGCUGGUCGGCCUCCGGGUUCUGCGGCACUCUCUGGGCUUCUUCCUCCCCCUGGUGGUGAUGGCGUUCUGCUACGGCUGGACGGUGGUGACGCUGUUCAGCACGCGCAGUCAACAGAAGCACAAGGCCAUGCGCGUCAUCCUGGCAGUCGUUCUGGCGUUCAUUUGUUGCUGGCUGCCUUACAACGUCACCGUUCUGAUAGACACACUCUAUCGAGGCGGGUCGCUCGAAGAAACCUGCAGCAUCCGCUACAGAGUGGAGGCCAUGCUGGAGGUGACCAAGUUCAUCGCCUUCCUCCACUGCAUGGUGAACCCGGUGCUGUACGCCUUCAUCGGGGAGAAGUUUCGGAACGAGCUGCUGACGGCUCUCUACAAACAGGGCAUCAUCAGCAAGAAGCUCUGGGUGUCUUACAGGAAGGGUUCUGUGGCCAGCGUGGCCAGUCUCCGGUCCAGAAACACCUCUGUGUCGGUGUAAGCUAACGCUGCAUGGCCUUGAUGCUCACUUCCAAUAUUUUGGGGGUUUUUCACGAUCAUUCAUAAUAAUAAACCCAACUUCAAUGAUUAUGUCCCCAAAGCGACCUGCUUGUGCCGAAGAAACCUGGACAACAAAUCAGUAACAACAUAUAAAAAUGAACAUCAAAUAACUCACCAACUCUUUGGUCACCUAGCAACAGCCUGUUGAGUAACUUGUGCAGCAGCAGUUUCAGGUUUUAUUAUAACUGUCUAAAAAUAAAAACAGCACAGAGUGAGAGGAAAGUCACACCACCAGUUCGGCAGCAUUGAUCAGAAACCCUUCACUGCGUAACGUUUUCCAGCCAAACUGUCCUGCCUCUCUGUGACGUCACAGCAGUUUGGGCCGUUUUAGACUGAAAGAAGUACAUUUGGGUCACAUGUCCCUGCUGUGUGAACAUAGCCAUAAAUAUAAUUACUGAUGCAAAGAUGCAUAAAUGAGAUAUUUAGAAGUAUCUAGAGAAUCCAGGAAAAGUGUAAACAUUUAGCAGAAGUCUUAAAAUCUAUCUCUGGUUUUGUGUUUUUUGUGAAUUUCAGCAGGUUGUGCCACGAUGAUUUCCAUUGGGCGUAUUAGUGGAUAUUCAGGUAUAUUUGGUGUUUAAGCUUUUAAAUAGGAAACUAUCAGCAUUCUUCAAGGGUCCUGGAUGUUUACCUUUUAUUUUUUAAAUACUUAUUACUCUCAAGAUAAAACGCACAGAUGUCACAAAGCAA